Messenger RNA from Mirounga angustirostris (Northern elephant seal), 13261 nucleotides. RefSeq names its product plexin A4 (gene PLXNA4). The transcript has 32 exons. NCBI's taxonomy places the organism in Eukaryota, Metazoa, Chordata, Mammalia, Carnivora, Phocidae. Gene Ontology annotation, molecular function: semaphorin receptor activity; protein binding. Gene Ontology annotation, cellular component: semaphorin receptor complex; plasma membrane. Gene Ontology annotation, biological process: semaphorin-plexin signaling pathway involved in axon guidance; positive regulation of axonogenesis; negative regulation of cell adhesion. The record is from RefSeq and is a predicted model, not a curated record. The coding region runs from base 601 to 6282 and encodes 1893 amino acids.
GCGCGCAGAGGCGCCGAGAGCGCUCCCCGGCGGGUCCCCAGCGCACUCGCCGCGCCCGGGCAGCGGCCCGACCGGGCGAGCAUGGGCGGCGCGGAGUGACGCCGCCGUGCCCGCUUGGCAUCAAGGACAUUCAGCCCGCGGGGGUGGGGACGAAGGGGGGCAGCCCCCGAGAGCCGCUGCCGCCGCCACGACCGCUCGGGACCCGGGCUAGGUGGAGCAGAGGGGUGCUUGGAAUCGAUCCACGUUUUCCGACCUUUUUGUUGGACAUUCCGCCCGCCUUGGACGCCGCGAGAGGAGCUGUCAAGCCCCGCAGGCUGUGAUCUCGCCCUCCGUUUGCCUGGCCUCCUCCCGGCUCCCGGUGCCUCGGUGGAGUAUUUGCGUUCGGGGCUGGGGCUGGAGGAGGCAGCCACACGCGCGCACACGCACACGCUCAGAGGAGGACGAGAGGCAGCGGCACAGGCACCAUCUGCAGUGUCAAUGCGGCGCUCGGGCUGAAGGAGGCAAAAGCGGCGCUUCCAGGGAGCCUCUACUGCUGAGUCCUGGCCCUCCAAGGGGACCCUCGUGCCGAGUGCUGCCGUGCCGUGAGGACCUGUUUCUGAAAUGAAAGCCAUGCCUUGGAACUGGACUUGCCUUCUCUCCCAUCUCCUGAUGGUAGGGAUGGGCUCCUCCACUCUGCUCCCCCGGCAGCCACCCCCAACGUCCCCGAAGCGGUCUUUUGUCACGUUCCGUGGGGAGCCAGCCGAGGGUUUCAACCACCUGGUGGUGGACGAGAGGACAGGGCACAUUUACUUGGGGGCUGUCAACCGGAUCUACAAGCUCUCCAGUGACCUGAAGGUCUUGGUGACCCACCAGACAGGGCCGGACGAGGACAACCCUAAGUGUUACCCACCGCGCAUCGUCCAGACAUGCAAUGAGCCCCUGACCACCACCAACAAUGUCAACAAGAUGCUCCUGAUAGACUACAAAGAGAACAGGCUCAUUGCCUGUGGGAGCCUGUACCAAGGCAUCUGCAAGCUUCUCAGGCUUGAGGACCUCUUCAAGCUGGGGGAGCCUUUCCACAAGAAGGAACACUACCUGUCGGGAGUCAAUGAGAGUGGCUCCGUCUUUGGAGUAAUCGUCUCCUACAGCAACCUGGACGACAAGCUCUUCAUCGCCACUGCAGUGGAUGGGAAGCCGGAGUACUUCCCUACCAUCUCCAGCCGGAAGCUGACCAAGAACUCCGAGGCAGACGGCAUGUUUGCUUAUGUCUUCCACGAUGAGUUUGUGGCCUCGAUGAUUAAGAUUCCUUCGGACACCUUCACCGUCAUCCCCGACUUUGAUAUCUACUAUGUCUAUGGCUUCAGCAGCGGCAAUUUUGUCUACUUUUUGACCCUCCAGCCUGAGAUGGUGUCUCCACCAGGCUCUACCACAAAGGAACAGGUCUAUACCUCCAAGCUCGUGAGGCUCUGCAAGGAGGACACGGCCUUCAACUCCUAUGUGGAGGUGCCCAUUGGCUGUGAGCGCAGUGGGGUCGAGUACCGCCUGUUGCAGGCCGCCUACCUGUCCAAAGCUGGUGCCGUGCUCGCCCGGACCCUUGGAGUUCGUCCAGAGGAUGACCUCCUCUUCACUGUCUUCUCCAAGGGCCAAAAGCGGAAAAUGAAAUCCCUGGAUGAGUCAGCCCUGUGCAUCUUCAUCUUGAAGCAGAUCAACGAUCGCAUUAAGGAGCGACUGCAGUCCUGCUAUCGGGGGGAGGGUACGCUGGACCUAGCGUGGCUCAAGGUGAAGGACAUUCCCUGCAGCAGCGCGCUCUUAACCAUUGAUGAUAAUUUCUGUGGCCUGGAUAUGAAUGCCCCCCUGGGUGUGUCCGAGAUGGUGCGCGGCAUUCCUGUCUUCACGGAGGACAGGGACCGCAUGACUUCUGUCAUCGCAUACGUCUACAAGAAUCACUCUCUGGCCUUCGUGGGCACCAAAAGUGGCAAGCUGAAGAAGAUCCGUGUGGAUGGGCCCAGGGGCAAUGCCCUCCAGUAUGAGAUGGUGCAGGUAGUAGAGCCCGGCCCAGUCCUCCGGGAUAUGGCCUUCUCCAAGGACCACGAGCAACUCUACAUCAUGUCAGAAAGGCAGCUCACCAGAGUCCCCGUGGAGUCCUGUGGUCAGUAUCAGAGCUGCAGCGAGUGCCUUGGCUCUGGCGACCCCCACUGCGGCUGGUGUGUGCUCCAUAACACGUGCACCCGGAAGGAGCGCUGUGAGCGGUCCAGAGAGCCCCGCAGGUUUGCCUCUGAGAUGAAGCAAUGCGUCCGGCUGACCGUCCAUCCCAGCAAUAUCUCUGUUUCCCAGUACAAUGUCCUGCUGGUCCUAGAGACAUACAAUGUCCCGGAGCUGUCAGCUGGCGUCAACUGCACCUUUGAGGACCUGUCAGAGAUGGAUGGGCUGGUGGUAGGCAAUCAGAUCCAGUGCUACUCCCCAGCAGCCAAGGAGGUGCCCCGGAUAAUCACCGAGAACGGGGACCACCAUGUCGUCCAGCUGCAGCUCAAGUCGAAGGAGACAGGCAUGACCUUUGCCAGCACCAGCUUUGUCUUUUACAACUGCAGUGUCCACAAUUCGUGCCUGUCCUGCGUGGAGAGCCCAUAUCAAUGUCACUGGUGCAAAUACCGGCACGUCUGUACCCAUGACCCCAAGUCUUGCUCCUUCCAGGAAGGCCGAGUGAAGCUGCCCGAGGACUGCCCCCAGCUGCUGCGAGUGGACAAGAUCCUGGUGCCUGUGGAGGUGAUCAAGCCCAUCACUCUGAAGGCCAAGAACCUCCCCCAGCCGCAGUCCGGGCAGCGCGGGUACGAAUGCAUUCUCAGCAUCCAGGGCACGGAGCAGAGGGUGCCCGCCCUGCGCUUCAACAGCUCCAGCGUGCAGUGCCAGAACACCUCUUAUUCGUAUGAAGGGAUGGAGAUCAACAAUCUGCCAGUGGAGCUGACGGUUGUGUGGAAUGGGCAUUUCAACAUUGACAACCCAGCUCAGAACAAAGUUCACCUGUAUAAGUGCGGAGCCAUGCGGGAGAGCUGCGGGCUGUGCCUCAAGGCGGACCUGGACUUCCAGUGCGGCUGGUGCCAGGUCCAGGGCCAGUGUACCCUGCGGCAGCACUGCCCCGUGCAUGAGAGCCAGUGGCUGGAGCUGUCGGGCACCAACAGCAGGUGCACCCACCCCCGCAUCACAGAGAUAAUCCCAGUGACAGGUCCCCGGGAAGGGGGCACCAAGGUCACCAUCCGAGGGGAGAACCUGGGCCUGGAAUUCCGGGACAUCGCCUCCCACGUCAAGGUGGCCGGUGUGGAGUGCAGCCCUUUGGUGGAUGGCUACAUCCCUGCAGAACAGAUCGUGUGCGAGAUGGGGGAGGCCAAGCCCAGCCAGCACGCAGGCUUUGUGGAGAUCUGUGUGGCCGUGUGUCGGCCCGAGUUCAUGGCCCGGUCCUCACAACUCUAUUACUUCAUGACACUGACUCUCUCGGACCUGAAGCCCAGGCGGGGGCCCAUGUCCGGGGGCACCCAAGUGACCAUCACGGGCACCAACCUGAACGCGGGCAGCAACGUGGUGGUGAUGUUCGGGAAGCAGCCCUGCCUCUUCCACAGACGCUCUCCAUCCUACAUCGUCUGCAACACCACAUCCUCAGAUGAGGUGCUGGAAAUGAAGGUGAUGGUGCAAGUGGACAAGGCCAGUAUCCACCAGGACCUGUUCUUCCAGUACAUGGAGGACCCCACCAUCGUGCGCAUCGAGCCAGAGUGGAGCAUAGUCAGUGGAAACACACCCAUCGCCGUGUGGGGGACUCACCUGGACCUCAUACAGAAUCCCCAGAUCCGUGCCAAGCAUGGAGGGAAGGAGCACAUCAAUCUCUGUGAGGUUCUGAAUGCUACUGAGAUGACCUGCCAGGCUCCAGCCCUCGCUCUGGGGCCCGACCACCAGUCCGACCUGACCGAGAGGCCCGAGGAGUUUGGCUUCAUCCUGGACAACGUCCAGUCCCUGCUAAUCCUCAACAAGACCAACUUCACCUAUUAUCCCAACCCUGUAUUCGAGGCCUUUGGGCCCUCAGGAAUCCUGGAGCUCAAGCCCGGCACUCCCAUCAUCCUGAAGGGCAAGAACCUGAUCCCCCCCGUGGCCGGGGGCAAUGUGAAGCUGAACUACACCGUGCUGGUGGGGGAGAAGCCAUGCACUGUGACGGUGUCCGACGUGCAGCUGCUCUGCGAGUCCCCCAACCUCAUCGGCAGGCACAAAGUGAUGGCCCGCGUCGGUGGCAUGGAAUACUCCCCGGGGAUGGUGUACGUCGCCCCAGACAGCCCGCUCAGCCUGCCCGCCAUCGUUAGCAUCGCCGUGGCCGGCGGCCUCCUGGUCAUCUUCAUCGUCGCCGUCCUCAUCGCCUACAAACGCAAGUCCCGCGAAAGUGACCUCACGCUGAAGCGGCUGCAGAUGCAAAUGGACAACCUGGAGUCACGAGUGGCGCUCGAGUGCAAAGAAGCUUUUGCCGAGCUGCAGACAGACAUCCACGAGCUGACCAGUGACCUGGAUGGAGCUGGGAUCCCCUUCCUGGACUACAGAACCUACACCAUGCGGGUGCUGUUCCCCGGGAUUGAAGACCACCCGGUGCUGCGGGACCUCGAGGUUCCGGGCUACCGGCAGGAGCGCGUGGAGAAGGGCCUGAAGCUCUUUGCCCAGCUCAUCAACAACAAGGUGUUCCUGCUGUCCUUCAUCCGCACCCUGGAGUCUCAACGCAGCUUCUCCAUGCGCGACCGCGGCAACGUGGCCUCGCUCAUCAUGACCGUGCUGCAGAGCAAGCUGGAAUACGCCACGGACGUGCUGAAGCAGCUGCUGGCCGACCUCAUCGACAAGAACCUGGAGAGCAAGAACCACCCCAAGCUGCUGCUCAGGAGGACUGAGUCGGUGGCCGAGAAGAUGCUGACCAACUGGUUCACCUUCCUGCUCUACAAGUUCCUCAAGGAGUGUGCUGGGGAGCCCCUGUUCUCGCUCUUCUGUGCCAUCAAGCAGCAGAUGGAGAAGGGCCCCAUCGACGCCAUCACAGGAGAGGCCCGCUACUCUCUGAGCGAGGACAAGCUCAUCCGCCAGCAGAUCGACUACAAAACCCUGGUCCUGAGCUGUGUCAACCCAGACAGUGCCAACAGCCCCGAGGUCCCAGUGAAGAUCCUCAACUGCGACACCAUUACUCAGGUCAAGGAGAAGAUUCUGGAUGCCAUCUUUAAGAAUGUGCCCUGCUCCCACCGGCCCAAGGCUGCAGAUAUGGACCUGGAGUGGCGACAAGGAAGCGGGGCAAGGAUGAUCCUGCAGGAUGAGGACAUCACCACCAAAAUUGAGAAUGACUGGAAGAGACUGAACACCCUGGCCCAUUACCAGGUGCCAGAUGGUUCUGUGGUGGCUUUAGUGUCCAAGCAGGUGACAGCCUACAAUGCAGUGAACAACUCCACAGUCUCCAGGACCUCAGCGAGUAAAUAUGAAAAUAUGAUCCGGUACACGGGCAGCCCCGACAGCCUCCGCUCACGCACACCCAUGAUCACCCCCGACCUGGAGAGCGGAGUCAAGAUGUGGCAUCUGGUCAAGAACCACGAGCACGGGGACCAGAAGGAGGGCGACCGGGGGAGCAAGAUGGUGUCUGAGAUCUAUCUGACACGUCUCCUGGCCACGAAGGGCACCCUGCAGAAGUUUGUGGACGACCUCUUCGAGACCAUCUUCAGCACGGCACACCGGGGCUCCGCCCUGCCCCUGGCCAUCAAGUACAUGUUCGACUUCCUGGACGAGCAGGCGGACAAGCACGGCAUUCACGACCCCCACGUCCGCCACACCUGGAAGAGCAACUGCCUGCCCCUGCGGUUUUGGGUCAACAUGAUCAAGAACCCCCAGUUUGUGUUUGACAUCCAUAAGAACAGCAUCACGGACGCCUGCCUGUCCGUGGUGGCCCAGACCUUCAUGGACUCCUGCUCCACAUCAGAGCACCGGCUGGGCAAGGACUCCCCCUCCAACAAGCUGCUCUACGCCAAGGACAUCCCCAGCUACAAGAACUGGGUAGAAAGGUAUUAUGCAGACAUCGGGAAGAUGCCGGCCAUCAGCGACCAGGACAUGAACGCGUACCUGGCUGAGCAGUCCCGGAUGCACAUGAAUGAGUUCAACGCCAUGAGCGCGCUCUCGGAGAUCUUCUCCUACGUGGGCAAGUACAGCGAGGAGAUCCUCGGACCUCUGGACCAUGAUGACCAGUGUGGAAAGCAGAAACUGGCCUACAAACUAGAACAAGUCAUAACCCUCAUGAGCUUAGACAGCUGAGAACCGUCCUUCCAGGGCCCCUGGGGGGAGGGACACACCAAGCCGUGCCUCAGUCUAGAUUAUCAUCUUUACCAAGUGCAAGUUCCGACUGGCGUCAGCAGCAUCCCCUGAGCAGCGCUGUCUCUCUCUCCGCCUCUUUCUGUCUCUCCCUCCUCCCUGCGUCCCUUCUCUCUCUGUGGCUCUGCCAACACGAUGGAACCAGGCCACCGCCCCUCAGUUAGUCCAGGAUGGCCAGGCUCACGCGGGGACCCGGCCAGAAGAUAUCAGCGGGGCUCUCUUUCCCGGCUGGCCGCAGGCUGACCACAUCGGAUGGAGGAGGAGCCCCGGAGAGAGGACACCCCCAUGCCGCUACUCCACCUUCCACACCAGGCCGAGCCUUGGUCUAGGGAAGAGGCAAUGAGCUCAGUAUUAUCUUCACCAGGAAGACACCACCUGGCUCUCUUCCUUCCCCCGUGUCCACCUCCAGGGGGUUCGCCAGGGUGUGGGCCCGUUACAGCUCUGAGAAGAAAGGCCACAGCUCCUGCGCAUGGAGGACUGGGGGUUGGGAGGGGCAACGAGUUGGGAGGUGACUUCGAGCCGCCUCUCACCUGUUGGGUUGGCCUCCAGAGGCCACCUUGUCCCCUUGCGGUCUUCUCGGAGCCCUUCCAAGUGCUCCUAGGGACCUGCCGGCCUCGUCCCCUCCCCUGCCUAUGGAAAGCCAGACAGGAGAAUCAGCAGUUACACGCCACCGCGGAGACCCUCCUAACCUUCGAGUCUGGCUCAGAGCAGCAGAAAUGUCACGUGGAGGGGGAGAAAGGGAAAGAGAGUCACACCCACCCUGGAAGCAGAAUUUGUUGUUUUCCAUUCACCCCCGCACGCAAAUGAAGCACGUCACGGGCCUCAUCCAUUGCCAGAUCGUCGAUGCUGUCUAGGGAAAGCACCUGCAGCCUCCUUGGUCGGCGCUCAUCAAGGGUCAAUGUAAAAUGCAGAGUACAUCCAGGAGAUUCUACCUCCAGCCACCUUUCUUGGCUCCGUCCCCACCACCCUUCCUGAGAACUCUAUAGAAGGCUGGGGCAGAGAGCUGAGCCCCUGUCCCCCUGCAGAGCCUGGUGCCAUUGCUAUGCAGAUGACUUUGUCCAGACCUCCUUGGCAAGGGCUCCUUCACCAUCCGCUGUCUCUUUAGUCCCUGCCCUUCCUCACCUCCUCCCCAGUCAUCACAGAGAGAACCACGCUCAAGCACAGCCUCACGGGAGACAAACCCAAAUGCCAGGCACACCUAGCCACCAGCUCGCCACAUCCGGGAGGGACCAAGGACUCAAGCUGAAGGACCUGGCCAACAACGACAGAAGAGACAUACAACGGACCUCGGCCCUGGCAUCUGUUUCUCCGUCUGUCCUUCCAUCUCUGCCCAUUUCAGCCCGUCAGGCAAAUGUACGCUCAGACAUGGGUGAGCAGGGGCUGUGGUAAGAGACGGUCUAAUGGAGGGUCAUGGAAACCUGAAUCUUGAAGGGCCCUUAGUUGCCAUCUGGCCCAGUUUCCCACCCUAAGCCAGAUUCUCUCCUAGCAGCCCUGGUGGCUAAUUGUACACCACUCUGGGGGACAAGGAGAAGCAUCAUGUAAGGUGUGGCUGAGAGUGAGGGUUCCAGUCUUGCCUUCACUCCCUGAACGUCAGAUGUCCAUCCCUGUCAUCCACUCAAAGUGAGCCCCAAUGGGAAAGGGGAAGGAACCACUCCAUUUCCAGCAAAGUCCAUGGAGCACCCUGUACUUUUAAGAACUCUGGCCCCUUUGGAUAGGUGUGUGUGUGUGUGUGUGUGCACCCCAGGAGCAGGCAGAGAGCUCAAAAGGAUUUCUGGUCCUGUGGAGGGGACCCUGAAGUGAUUCCCUUACGCCACCCUUGCUCAUUCAUUCUGUAGCUUGAGGACAUUUCAACACUAGCUUUCGGCGCUGAGUGCUGGGGGUGGAGAAGGAGAGUCACCUGUCGGCAGGAAACCAGGCUGCUCAGCGCCCACGGGAGGCCGGGACUUGACUGGAGGCUGGGUGGAGGUGACCCACAGCAGGGCAGCAUGUGACAUCAAGGAGAGGACAGAUGGGGACAAAACACCAGUAGCCUAACCACGGAAAGAGGAGAAUGGGGAAAAGACACCCAUUGAGGGGGAAACAUAACCAAAGGUUUUGGCAAAUGAAGUGCCAGGUGAAGAAGCUUGGGCUUUCUACCCUUGACCCUUUAAUUUCCUCCCGAGAAGCCACAGGCCCUGGCCAGAGAGGAAGCACGAGGGGGGGCGGGCGGAGGAGGCACUGCAGCCGCCAAGAUGUAUUUGCACACGUGAGGGGGUGGGGAGGAGAGAGACACAAACAUAUUUAACACAGAUUCACUGAGUGGAAGCUGAGUGUGUGUGUGAGCGCAUGUGUGAGCGAGUGUGUUUGGUUUUUUAAGUUUUGCACAGAGAGAAAAAAUGAACAGGCAGAAAAGAAGACUGUUAUGGUUCUGCUGAAGCUUUUAUUUUUUACCGGAUUAUUAUUAUUAUUGUUAUUGUUCCUUUGUCGGUACAGAACUCCCCCCCCCCACCCCGCCCCUGCCCCGUUUUGUCGUAAGAGAAACUUCUCAGACACCUCAGAGAAACCUCAAUGUCAGGAAGAAAGAGGAGAGGACAGUCUCCUGGUUCUCCUUUCUCCUGGUUCAGAAGGGGGUUGGGGCAGAUUUUACUUUAAUUGCUGGGAGGGGGGUCGCUGCUGGUGUUUUGUUUGCUGAAAUCUCUGCGGCCUGCUUGGGCUCGAGAAACAGGACACAAUCACCCAGAGCUGCAACCCAUCUUGCCCCACAAAAAUUCUCUUUCCUUUCUUCAUUCGUUUUCCAUUUUUUUCCAUUUGGAUUCGUGGUGCACGUGUGAUUCAAAGUAAAGACAAGGCAGCAUUUUCAAAAAGCUGUCCUUGGCUCCCCACGUUCUUUCCAAAACUCCCCUUGGGGUCCACGAUCUCCUACUGACAGGCCAGAGACCCCGAAAGCUGCCCCGGGGGUGCGGGCACGGGGGCCAGCACACAGCAGAGAAGGGAGCUGGGCAAACUGGUCCUGUGGAAGGGAGGUCCCCUCAAGGCCUCCCUCCCCCGUGGCAGUGAAUUUGCAGGAUCAUAACUCUGUUUAAGGUGGAAUCUUUAUCUAACUGCUUGAGUCCCGGACAGAGAGGAAGAGAGAAAAGGCCCAUCUCCUCUCACCUCCCCCUUCAACCGCCUCCUGCACCCUCCAGCCCUUGAGACCAUCAAGGUCAAAAUGGCGCCAGUAGAUCACACAGAAUAACUGACCUAGGUUAGAUGGGGAUUUUGAAUGUAGGAGAGAGAUGGGCUGAAGCUGGGGUGGUGGGAGGCAGGGAGCUUUAUGGGGUCCUGAAUUUAAAAGGACCGAUGGAUAGAAGCUGAGACAGAUGGCUGCAGGCAGGUCAUUGCUCUCGGGGGGCACAAGUCUCCCCACAUGUGGGCUUUGCCAUUCUUUGUCCUUCCACGUAAGUAGAGACCCCGACAUUUCUUGGUAACAGUAAAUAGUACCACUAAGUGAAGUUGGCUACUGUGUCAGUUAAUCCCUCAGGAAAAUACUUUUUCUUGCCUUCUUUCAAUGUGGUUUUAAUUUGGGGGCAGAGGACUGCCUGAGCGUCCACAGGCCAAGGUAGGGUCGCAUCCCACAGCAACAUGAACACCCGGAGUCAGCCCGAGAGCCUCCGUCUUGUGAGCCCGUGGGCCGAGGAGUCAGGCCCGAGGUGCUUGAGCAGGGCUGUGGUCCGAGAGAGAAGUCCUUUUCGAUAAUCCCAGAGUGAAGCAGACUAUCCAGGACUGUGCCAGGCAGAAGCGGGAGUCGCUGAUCGGUAAGGUCGCUGACCUGGUCCACUCGGGCCCGGGUCUCAUCCCCCAGCCCGAGGCUAAUGUGGAGGUACUGCCCCAGCACUCCCUCUCCCCCCACCCGAGGUCCUUGUGCUCGUGUUCCCCUUGCAUGUCUGGCUUCUGAGAGUGUCCCUCCCCCGCAGAGGCGAAUGUGCCCCCUCGUCCCCCUCGCCCACAGCUGCACGCGGAGCCGCAGACCUCACAGCCCAGCCCCACCCGGGGCAGCUCUAGGCCCCUGUCACCAGCCCGGCACCGCCUCCCUGAGUGAUUGGGGUCCCCAGUCCCACCUGGGCCCUGGGGAUCCCCCAUCAGAAGAGCCACAAGCAACGAUUUCCCAAAACAACCUCCACUCCGAGAGGCAAGUCCUGCUGAUGUUUCCAGCACCCUCAACAGCCAUGCACUUUGACCUAACAGGGGAAGCCCUGUUUUCCAUCUGUCUCCUUUCUCAGGAAUUAGGGGACACUUCCUUUGGCUUCACAGGAUGUGAAGUCAAAUACUUAACCUAGUGAAGGUUAAUUAUUCUUAAGAACAAACUUCCCCACCUCUGAGAGAGCAAGGAGGGAGGGGAAGAGGCAGGGAGGUUCUGCAGGCCGGAGGCCCAUAGACACCCCUUUCGUGGCCCUUCCAGGAAUGGGCCGCCCCAACAAGUGGUCCCAGCAUGGGUCUGAAAGGCCUCCGAGAGGCAUUUCUAGGCAUGAAUAACCUCCAGGUACCAGAGUCCCCAGGAGAAGACCCUGCCCCAGGCCGAUCCUGGCUCCCCGGCCUUUCCUCUUGCUCCUAGUUCACACCAAGGACCUCCUGUCAGCCCCCCACGCCUCCUGUCAGCAUUCAGGACAGGUGACUGAGGGCCCCUGACCCCGCAGCCCAUCCCUUUUUCUUUAACCUAUAUGUGGACUGUUUACUUGGAGUCUGAGGUUAUUUUUUGUUUGUAUAUGUUAAGCGUUGGAGAUUAAGGAGGGAGCCCAGGUGUGGGUGUCAAGUCCAAACUGCUGGAAGGAAGAAACAAAACUCUUCACCUGUGACUUGCGAGGGCUGAGGAGAGCCUUGGGGCUGAGGAGGGGGGCUCCCCUGUUGUUAAAAAAUGGGUCAGGAUAUUCCCCAGGUGUGGACAUGCCUGGGGAAGCAGCCUCCAUGGCUGCUAAUAUCCUUGGUGCUUCCCGGGCACCUGGGAUGGCUAGAGCCUGCGAUGCUGGCCCUCUCCUCCCACAGGUGUGGCCAAUGAGAGCCCUUACAGAGCGGGGAAGCUGGGGUGCAGCCACAGGUGACGCGGAGAGGCAGCUCCAGGGGGAGGCUGGGGAACCAUGAGCCUCUGCUCUCACGGUGCUCUGAGAGCCGCAAAGCCCUCCGCUGGAAAACAGAGAAAACAUUCCUCCCGUUCACAAAGGAAUCUCUAUAGUAAAAGUUUCAGACUUUCAAGAGAGACCCCCUUUUUUUAAAACUACAAUUCUUUGCUCCCUGAAAAAAAAAAAUUUUUUUAAUUAGGGGAAGUUAUCCAACUUUAUAAAAUAUACAGGAUUUUUUGGUUGUAAAAGUGAUACAUACUCAUUAGAGUCCCAAUUAAAUUCCGUGAGUAGACUGGUGACUAACCCAGCUAAGCAAAGCUAAACAAAACAAGAUCCCUAAUAAAUGAAAAGAGGUUUCUGUCCUCAUUGGCAGAGAUAGUGAGGUGGGAGGGGGGCCGUAUGCCCUCUGUCUGGUGUGCCCCACUUUCCUUUCUCCUCACCUCUUUUCGCUUUGUCCAAUCUUGGCUCUCUGGGCUGCCCCUGGUGUUGCUGAGCCCCCCUGCCAUCCCCAUCAGCUUCCUUCAAACCGUAGGGAUGCCCAGUUCAGGAUUGGUCAUGGAGGGACCAAUGCCCCUCCCCUGAGAGUGCAAACGCUCAUCGCAAAUAGACACGUUCUAUGCAGCUCAUCUACCAUUUCUUUUUAACUGGAAUUAGAACUUCUUUUGUUAGUAUCUUUGAUCUUAUGACUCAAGCACAUUUUGGAAGGGCUCCCUUCCAAGAGUGGAAUUCAAAACAGAGGAUACAGUUAAAGAGCAGUGCAAAGGACACUUAACCAAGCACGACCGCUUACCAGAUAGGACUAGUGGAUGAGGUUCAGGCCCAUGACCAAGAUGCGAUACGCGUCUCGUGUGCUCUCCUUCCUCCUCCCUUCCCUGAUGUUCUCCCCAGCUGUUGGCUCGUUAAACCUUCUGUUCUUUAAAAAGAAAAGCUAGUUUACCUCAAAGAAUCUUGUUUCCAUUUGGAAACCAAUGACUUUGUGUUUUAGAGUAGAUGACCCUCCCCCCGCCAUCACUCCCUGCCUGGGUCUGGUGUCCCUGAGGCCUGAGGUCCUUGCUUAGUCAUGCGAUGGCGAUGCUGAACAAGAACAAGACCCCCAGGCCCUGACAUGGACAGGAAGGAUUGGGUGCAGCUGGCCUCCUCCCCACCUGAGCUGGUAAGGACCAGCCCAUCUCUUCCAGCAGGGUCCUGCCCAGUUACCAUAGUAACCAGCAACUCCAGGGUACCAGCAACAGAGAACGGCUCAGUGAGCGGAGGCGUAGGUGGAACAGAGUCUGGCCUGGUCUCACAACCCAGAGUCAAGUCCGAUGCUGGAGGGAAGAGGAGAAACAGGGAAGGAUGAGCGGGUGGUUUGAGGAACAGGCGGAGGCCUUUGAGUCUCGGCGAGAGGCCGUUGAAGGAGGUAGGGCAGGUCUCUCCUGCUCUGGUCACCCCUUUCCAGCCCCACCCCACCUCUGUUUCCAUAAAGCUCCCACCUUGAACACUGGCCCUUUGUUAGAACAAAGCAAAACAUAUCUUUAGACAACAGUGUUAAUAAUGAGCCUCAAAGGUGGAUGGAAUCUAGUAGAGGAAGAGGGUCUUCUGGUUUUGAUUUUUAAAAAAGAGUAUCCUAGUAAGAUUAAAAAAAAAGAUUUAAAAAAAUAAAGUUUUUAAAAAGGAAACCUAUGCUAUUUAAAUUGGAGCCCAGUUGUAACUUGGUAAAGGCAAGCUUCUGUACCUUUGUUAUAAUUAAUUGUAUACCUGUGUAUGUAAAUAUAAGGCAUUCCUAUUUUGCAGUUCAGAACAAAAAAAAAAAAACCUAUUUGUAAUAUAGAAUAAAGUUUAUUAAAAAAUAAUAAAAAUGCAGUUUGGGA